ACGACGCUUGACCAGAUGACCAUUUACAUACAUUACCUAAGCCCAGUCGGGGGCGGUUUGCGGGCCCAGUGCUGUGCAGUGCUUUGGCCCUCCAAGAACCCUCACGAAAACGAAAGAAAACGAGCGAAAGCAGUGACUUUAACACACACACUUCGUUCAUUUUUAUCUCAAGGAUCAAAUUCAAUUCCAUCCAACACGAAGACCCUAGAAAGUUACAAUAUAAAAAAUAUAUAUAACCGGUACAACAAAAACAGAAUAGAGAGAAGGAAAAAAAAAAGAGAAAGACCUCUCGUUUAACCUACAUAAAACAAUCAAACGCACGACAUCCAACCCUUCGAAAAGAGCGUGUGCGAGAGAGAGAAAGAGUAAAAAGAGAGGGUUGUUGAAAAUUCAUGGGUUUUAAUUAUUAAGAGGGGUGAUUUUAUCGGCGAACUCUGUAAUCGCAACGACAAUUACGCUUAUUUAGAUAUCUUUGAUAGUAGGUCGUGAUGUUUCCUCGGAAAGAAUGGGUCUUAAGAUGUGGCAGUGGUUGUUCUUGGUGAGCUUCUGGUGGUCGCAGGGGGUGGAUGGAGCCCCGUUCUUCGACCCCACCGCGCUACUUCGCAAUGUCCUGGUGCCGGCGGACGCGGCCGUCGGCACCAUCAUCUACAGAUUACGAGCCUCAGAUCCGGCCUACGAUUACCCCAUGACCUUCGACAUCCAGGAUGACGCGACGACCGUGUCCGUGGAUACGCUCAACUGCAGUCGCUUCAACUCGGUGUGCCAGGCCAACGUCGUGCUGCAGAGACGUCUGGAGGCGGGAAGGUUCUACGAUUUUAAGGUCACGGUGAAGAACGUCCGAGGCGGAAGGGCCUCGAUGGAUUGCUCUUUUAGGGCAACAAAUGCAACCACUCCAAUCGGUGAGAUAUUUCCUGGGGCUCCGACGCUGCUGAUGGUGUCGGAGAGCGCGAGGAGACACACGGAAUUGGGAAGUCUCGUGGCCAGAGGGAAUCCGAACAGAGAAAAAGCUGUGCUUCUGGAGCUUUGGGGAUCGCCGUUGUUCAGUCUUCGACAGAGGUUGAUUUCGGAGAAGGAUGCUGAAGGAACGGUUUUGCUGCUGGGGAAGCUCGAUUACGAGACCAAAACCGUACAUCAUCUGACCAUUCUAGCUAAUGACCCUUGGACGGAAGCGGAAACUGACUCACGCAACAUAGCCGCUUGGCCGCUGCUGGUGGCGGUCCUCGACGAGCAGGACACGCCGCCCGUCUUCACGAAGGCCCCACCGACGACGGCCCUUGAUCCUGACCUCCAACCCGGCGAUGUCGUCCUUUCGGUUAAGGCCGAGGACGGCGAUAGGGGCAAACCGCGAGACAUUAGAUACGGUCUAGUAUCCGAAGGAAACCCAUUCACUCCGUUCUUCGAUCUAUCGGAGGAAACCG
Messenger RNA from Nicrophorus vespilloides, 1418 nucleotides. Its product is annotated as cadherin-86C-like. The annotation marks the transcript as partial. Gene Ontology annotation, cellular component: membrane. The transcript has 3 exons. Lineage: Eukaryota; Metazoa; Arthropoda; Insecta; Coleoptera; Silphidae. The record is from RefSeq and is a predicted model, not a curated record. Gene Ontology annotation, molecular function: calcium ion binding. Gene Ontology annotation, biological process: homophilic cell-cell adhesion.